Messenger RNA from Pseudonaja textilis, 1791 nucleotides. RefSeq names its product tubulin epsilon and delta complex 2 (gene TEDC2). Lineage: Eukaryota; Metazoa; Chordata; Lepidosauria; Squamata; Elapidae. The record is from RefSeq and is a predicted model, not a curated record.
GAGAGUUCGGCUUUCGGCGCUUUGCGCGAAACGGGCUAUUUGCGCGGCUCGCAAUUGCUUCUUUGUAGUCUUUCCUCCGCCUUCUCCAUGCUGCCCGCUGACUGUGCCCAGAGGCUGGUUUCCCUUUUCACCCAAGCCUUGGAAGAUUGCACAGAGCAGAGGACAAAACUCCAGCAGAAAAUCCAACAGUGCCGUGCAGUUCUUGGGGAAUGGAACUCUGAGAGUGAAAACCCUGUUCCUGAAGAUGCCAAAACUGAGAAACAUGAAGCAACAGAGCCUUCAGCUGAGGAGCUCAAGGACCUGGAACUGCUUAACAAAGCCUUGGAGAAAGCAUUAAGACUCCGGUCAAAAUUCCACCAAGUGCCAUGCGAGACCAUUAAAGUCUCGGAAACUUCAAGUAAGAAGCCGGUGAGCCAGUCUGCUUUGAGGCAACCUGCACGUAAUCCUAAAGACAAGGUCCCCAAGACCACCGAGAUGUCUCCUGUGAGUAGAAAGCCGGUGGCGUCCAAAAAACCCACAGCCUACAUGUUGAAGGCUCCCUACAAAACUGAUGCGGCGGUGAAAAGGCCACCAGUGAAAAUACCAGCUGGACGGAGCAAAACGGCUGGGAAAAAGUUGGGGUCCUCAGUAGGGGUCUCCUCUCCAAAGUGGAAACUGUGCGCAAAGACAGCCAAGGACCCUCACGGAAAGGUCCGUGUCGCUGCCGAACCCGGCUUGCCGUUGGGCUGCUCCAUAGGUCCCUGCCACACGACGACACCCCCUCGGUUUGCCGGUAGAGGGGACUGCGAAGGAACAGGCCUUCAAGCCCCUGAUCUGGUAGAUCCUGGCCUGGAGGCUUUAGGUGGGCCGUAUCCUUUAAGAACAGACCCACCGAGAAAAGGAGCAAAGCCUCCAACUUCCACUUUUCAACAAAUCGGAUCUUCACUGAAACUGCCCCCUCCAUAUCAGAAAGCUUUUUCCAAGUAUGUCAGGUUGUUGGAAGAGUGCCAGGAUUUGAAAACAGACCCCGAGGCAGCUGUCACCAAGAGCCAAUUUUUAGAGAAGCUGCAAGCAACUUUCUUCUCUCCUACGCCAGCCUAUACCCCAAUGGAGGUGAAGCAGGAGUUGGUGCAUCUACGUGACCUUCACUUGCUCAUCACUCAGCACAUGGAAGCUGAAAGACCAGAGGCGCUUGGAGAAAACCCAACCUGGGACAGAGAGUACGAAAGCCUUGUGACUGUGCAGGCCUUACAAGAGCUCAUAGAGCCUCAUCUUGGCAAACUGGACCAGAUGCGAGAAGCCCUGGUGUCUCAUGCAGAGUUUGCCUCGCUCUGCAUGAACGACAAGGACGACACUGACCAGGAUUCUUGGGGCUUCUGUCAUGCUUCCCUUGGAGAGCAAACCUGCUCGGGUCCAGAUUCCGUGGGGCCUCCACGACUUCUUUUUUACUCCAGCUUGGAUGAGCUGAAAGAGAUGGAGGCUUUAAAAUUGCAGGUGGCGAUGCUGGACCAGAAACUUCAGAUCCAGACGGCUAUGGAAACGGAACUCCUUCCCCUUCUAGAACCGGGCCGCCUUCCAGAAAGUUCUAGACCUUCGGCGAUCCGUGCUGUGUAUUCCUUGAUGUGUGAAAGCGGUGAGCACGUUCCUGUUCUGGUGAAGGAUGAAGAAGUGCCCUGCUGAGCUGAAGUGAAAAGGGAUGACCAGCAGCCAUACCUAGGAAGCUGUUCGCUUUUGGCCUCCGUCCUUAAAUUGUCCACCCUUUCAUGACAGGUGAAGGUCAGUGGGGCAGGCCUUCCCCUGCGUGCACUUGUC